AUGGAGCAGGUGUUGCAGAAACUGAUGGAACUGCCCUUAUUUGAGAUUGACGCUAUCACAAACCUCAACGCUCUCAGUGAAGCUUUGCGUCGUGCCGGGAAACCAGCAGAUGCGGCCAUUCGCGUGAAUAUCAAUGUUUAUGGACAGAAUUCUGACAGCGACAGGGUAGGGCGCGGCCUUUCAAAGAAAGGUCUCCUCCAGCACCCGGAUGGCUUCCGUGAAGAGGUCAUAUAUCAUAAUCCACAACUUCUGCGACUAUCUGGAAUGGAUGACACAGAUACUGAGGAAGAAGAGGAAGCCGCUGAAGUGGAGGUAUUGGAUACUCCCCCUGAACGCGACGAGGACUUCGAGGAGACCAUUGCGGAGGUCUUUAACUCAUUGAGACGAAGAGAUCAUCUGACUCGGCUGGAAGGGAGUGAAACGCUUAACGGAGCCUUAUACCCGCACCAAGGAGAAGCCUUGGACUUCAUGUUACAGCGAGAUACUGGCCUUAUUUCAGACGAAUACCGGCUGUGGCAGCCAAAGUCUGCGGGCCGGGAGCGACUAUAUUAUCAUGUUAUCACCGGUAAUGAACAGGGGGCACAACCCGACGAGAGUGGUGGAGGGAUUCUUGCUGAUGAGAUGGGCAUGGGAAAGUCCCAGACUACCCUAGUAGUGAUAGCGAAGACGCUCAAAGACGCACGUCAGUGGGCCGAUAAUAAGAAAGCCUUUCCAGGAGCUUCCCUGGCUGAGACGCCUACUCGGGCGACGUUGGUUAUUGUUCCCUCGCGCGCCCACAUGAUCCACCGUCGAAGCACAACGUUCCACAGGGCUGUGGUCGAGCUGACAGCCAAAUCACGCUGGUGCCUCUCAGGAACUCCCAUUCAGAAUAGCUUGACCAAUCUGGGCUCGCUGUUGGCCUUUAUACAACUCAAGCCUUUCCACGAUCCGAGAAACUUUGGUCACUGGAUAGCCAAUCCGUUCGGCGCCAGGGAAACCAAGCGGAAAGCCAUUGAAAGGCUCACACUCCUUCUAGAGGCCAUCUGUCUCCGACGGACGAUAGAAAUGGUUGACCUGCCCGGUCAGAGACUGGAAUCACGCACUAUCCAAUUUACCCCUCAAGAACGUGCUAAUGAUAAUGCAGGACAGACGACCCAAGUAUUAGAAAAUUGUAAGCAUGUUCUAUGCGAUGACUGCUCCCAGGGCAGCGACAAUAAGUUGGAUCUCAAGGAGAGGCGCCACUGCCGGCUUUGUGAGUCCCUUAAAGGGCCACGCUUCCGUGCUUAUGGAACUUCCGAGACAAGUCAAAGGGAUGGAAACGGGGCCGAUGAUCUAGAAGCAGACGGUUACUCAUCCAAAAUGAGAGCACUUAUUUCCGACGUGCAAAGUAUCAUAUUCUCAUGCUGGACACGAACGCUCGAUCUCAUUGCAAGGCACCUGAAAGCUUCGAAUAUAGACAUUGAGCGUAUUGAUGGGAAAACAUCGACAUCCCAGCGUCAAAAGAUUCUCGACAAGUUUGAUGGCACUAAGACCGCCCCCGUCUUAAUUAUGACAACAGGCACAGGGGCAUUUGGGUAUGGAUACGCGUUUGGCGCUUAUUGA
Messenger RNA from Aspergillus alliaceus, 1581 nucleotides. Its product is annotated as SNF2 family N-terminal domain-containing protein. The coding region runs from base 1 to 1581 and encodes 526 amino acids. The transcript has 6 exons. Gene Ontology annotation, molecular function: ATP-dependent chromatin remodeler activity; ATP binding. The record is from RefSeq and is a predicted model, not a curated record. Lineage: Eukaryota; Fungi; Ascomycota; Eurotiomycetes; Eurotiales; Aspergillaceae.